AUGUCCUGCUCUCCAUGCGGCUACACCUACACCUCAACAUCGCAGUUUCUGAUGACCGGUCAGCACCCAAGCCUCCCGUAUCCGACUCCCAGCGCAAUGCCGCCGGAGGGCCUGCCGACUCAGGCCGCGCACCCAGGAUGCUCGCUACCGUACGAUUCCCGGCUCCUGGGAGCUGCCUACCCUCGCCUCUCAGAGCUCUACGCAGGGGCUUAUGCAGACCCCGUCACUGCCAGCUACAUGAGCGGACACCAUCCAGCAGUACUCUACCCUGCCUCUCUGGCAUCACCCUAUGACUUAAAAGAUCCUCGAACAGCUUGGGCCGCAUUGCCACAAACAGCUGGUUACCCCUGUGAUCCUGCUUUUGCUGCGUAUGGACCCUAUGGAGACAGGUUCGACCCAGUCGACAGCGAAGCACGUCGACGCAAUGCAACGAGGGAAACAACGAGCACCCUAAAAGCAUGGCUCAACGAGCACCGAAAGAAUCCUUACCCGACGAAAGGGGAGAAGAUCAUGCUGGCCAUCAUCACCAAGAUGACGCUGACGCAGGUGUCCACCUGGUUUGCCAACGCGAGGAGGAGGCUCAAGAAAGAGAACAAGAUGACAUGGGAACCGAGGAACAAGACUGGGGAUGACUUGGACGAUGUUUCUGUGGACGAGGAUGAGGAUAAGGAAGAUCCGACUGACGAGGACCCAAAAAGCGUGGAUCCCAGUGGAGAAUCAAAAAACUCCACCAAGGAAAUCAACAGUCAUAAAAAAGAAGUUUGCGAAGAGAAAUCUUCUGAAAAUGACUCACUUCCGAAAAACAAGGUUGAAGUUUCGAGAAAUCUUCCCAUUCCAUCUAAAACUGAUGAAGAUUCCCCAGUAAAAAAGCUUAGUGGAACUGAUCUUCCCGAAUCUAAUAAACCUGAAGUAGAUCCCGUUGUACAAAAGCCUAAAAUAUGGUCUCUUGCCCAAACUGCAACUUCAGAAAGUCCACCAACUUCAAGGAAACAUAGUUUGCAAGAUUCUCAGCAGGAAGAUUUCAACAAAAGAAUACGAAGGAUUAUGUACCACGAAUCUUAUCCUAGUUCGGAUGCUGCACAAUCUUCGCCCUACCUCAGAAACUUAUCCAGGAUUCAUCAAGACAGUUCAGCCGAAUCUUCUAUGUCUUCUCCUCCCUUAUGGAGGAGUGGUGAUAUUCAUAACCCUAGUGAUAAAUAUGGACGUGUCACUCCUUUAGAAGUUGGAGAACUACAUUCCGUGUCUCCAUCUUCUAACGGUUCGCCUGCAAUAUUGUCUUCUGGAAUGGACCAGUCAAAUAGCCUGUCUCCCAGUCUAACAUACAAUCGCUUACUUGGGUGCAGGUUGCUGCCUUGUAGUGAAAGUUCUGCAGGAAAUCUGCGAUCCAUGGACCAUAGUCAUUAUUACACUACUCAAGCAAACUCUAUGCCUCCUACAUUGGACUUAAGGACACUACAUUCCGCUUUCCUCAGAACAUCUCCAUUUGGUUACCCUGUGGGAUUCAAUGCAAAUCCAUCUCAUGUGCAACAGAGUUCUCCAACGACAACAUACAACAAGGCAAAAUCCGAAGAAGGAAACCACAGCUGAUGUUAAGAGAAAAACUUCAUCAUGUACAAAAAAAAAUAUGUAAAUUAAUGUAAUUCAUCCCUCAAUCAGCACUUCAAUCACAAGUUUUCGUGAACUGAAUCAUGUACAUCACAUUCUGAAUUCUUUACUCUGCGAGUAAAAUCAUCAACUGAUUUGUUUUUUAACUUUGGCAUUAUUAGCAAGUGUCCUGAUGUUCUUAAAGCAGAGGUUUUUUUCCAACAAAGUUGACAGAUCGUAGCAGUCAUAGAUUUGCUGAAACUGUAACUUUAUCUUUGCUUCGAAGGGAAAAUAAACUUUGUAUGUAAAAAAUACGUGGUAUCAAAUGUCACGCAGGUCGUUGAAAAUUGAACGCAUUUUUCACGUAAAAUUCUUCAUUAUCAUGAGGUCAUCAUUCGAAAUUGUGAGAUCUCCAAUUUAUUAAAAGCAUUUUACUCAUCAAUGAAAAGAACUGAAGUGAAGUGAACAAUCAGAAAAAAAGCUUUACUUUCUUCUACAUGCAAGCUGCGACAUGAACUGCUUGAAUUUAUUUAUUGUGCGUAAAAACAAAAUGUUAACUUCAUCACUUGUACAUAUGUCAUUCGUUAGUUGUAACAGGAGGUGAUGACGUCGUCAUUGCAAUCAAAUUCCACUGAAAAAUCUAGUUUAAUUUAUGUGAAAAUGCACUGCGUUGUUAUUCAUGUUUUG
Uloborus diversus is the source of this 2271-nucleotide messenger RNA. RefSeq names its product iroquois-class homeodomain protein IRX-6-like. Bases 1 to 1587 code for a protein of 528 amino acids. Gene Ontology annotation, cellular component: nucleus. Gene Ontology annotation, biological process: cell development; neuron differentiation; regulation of transcription by RNA polymerase II. The record is from RefSeq and is a predicted model, not a curated record. Gene Ontology annotation, molecular function: DNA-binding transcription factor activity, RNA polymerase II-specific; RNA polymerase II cis-regulatory region sequence-specific DNA binding. The transcript is spliced from 6 exons. NCBI's taxonomy places the organism in Eukaryota, Metazoa, Arthropoda, Arachnida, Araneae, Uloboridae.